Messenger RNA from Tripterygium wilfordii, 797 nucleotides. RefSeq names its product heavy metal-associated isoprenylated plant protein 26-like. NCBI's taxonomy places the organism in Eukaryota, Viridiplantae, Streptophyta, Magnoliopsida, Celastrales, Celastraceae. The record is from RefSeq and is a predicted model, not a curated record. The transcript is spliced from 2 exons. The coding region runs from base 144 to 608 and encodes 154 amino acids. Gene Ontology annotation, molecular function: metal ion binding.
CACCAACUCCAUCUUUACAGCAGCAUUUUCACUCUAAAAGAAGUAUUUUGUUUCGUCUACUCAAGAGGACUAUCUGUGUAAAUUCGGUCUUUGUACCCAAUUACCCAUCUUUUUGUCAAGUGUCUGAAAAAACCCAAAAGGAAAUGGGUGCUCUCGAUCAUUUUUCAGAUCUCUUUGAUUGCUCCCAUGGACGUUCUAGGCACAAGAAACGCAAGCAGUUUCAGACGGUGGAGAUCAAAAUAAAGCUGGACUGUGACGGAUGCGAGCGGAAGGCGAGGAGGUCCGUGGAAGGAAUGAAGGGUGUGACGCAGGUGGAUGUGGACCGCAAGUCCAACAAGCUGACAGUCAUCGGAUACGUGGAUCCGUCCAAGGUGGUGUCACGCGUGGCUCAUCGGACGGGGAAGAGGGCAGAGCUGUGGCCAUACGUUCCUUACGACGUCGUGGAGCACCCGUAUGCUCCUGGUGUGUAUGACAAGAAGGCGCCAGCCGGGUACGUGCGAAACGCCAUGGACCCACAGACUGUCCAGCUGGCACGUGCCAGCUCCACUGAAGUUAGAUAUACUACUGCUUUCAGUGAUGAUAACCCUCAAGCUUGUUCUAUCAUGUGAUGAUCAUGAUAAGGAAUUUGUGGUUAGGAUUGUAUUUUUUGCUUCUUGUGUUGGUGGGAUUUGGAUGUAGAACACUAAAUUUUUUUCCCUUUUAUCUGUUGAAUAUAUGUAUUGAUUAAGUUGUUGAAGUUGAAGCAAUUUGUAAUUCAAAUGUUAUGUUUAUGUAAAUUAAGUUAUGUACUUUGUGUA